AAGGAAUUGUGUACAUUUUUUUGAAUGACUUGAUUCGCUAAUAUUAUAAAUUACUCGUCCCUUUUAAUUAAUAAAAAACUUGUGUACAUUCUCAAUUCAUUUUUGCACAAAGGAAUUAAAAGUAUUCAUUAUUAUCUUAAAUAUUAAUUCUAUGGCGAACCAAAAUCAAGCAAAUAAAUUGAACGGAACAUUUUUUUCGGGUAUAUAACGACCCGAAACUUGGUUAGAGAGGGGAGUUUUAGAGGUGUUUUUCCAAAAAUGUUAAAUAUAAGGAAACGGAAUUUGGGAUGGCAGCAACUAAGGCGUUUAUUAUCAACGGCAAUUCCACAAAGGAUAGAAGAUGAAGGUGACUGGUUUUAUUCAUCCGAAUGGUGGGCCCCUACCUCCGCCGGCGACACAGUUUUCCGUUCAAUUUCCGAUGACGGAAACGGCGUCGUUUCUGUCGUAGCUUGUCCUUCUUCUAGACCAGAAAAUUGUUAUUGGGCAAGAACAGAGAAUUGGCUUCAGAAGAGGUAUGAAAAAAUAUAUCCACCGCGUGAGCACGAAGGAAAUUUCAGGAUUCUUGGUUACCAAUGGCGUAAUCUUCACUUUAAUGACGAAACUCGUCAAAGCACAGUUAAAAUAAUGGCUGCUUACAGGGAUUCACAUCCUGGUUUUAUAUUCUUGAUGCAGCAAGCAGAGUGUCUCGCUGUUCCAUAUGUGAAAAGCAUGGUCUCAGCUGGCUUGGCUACAAUAGCAUCUUGCAAAUUUGAUCUUGAAAGUGCAGUUUAUGGGAGAAAACCAAUGAAAAUUUUAUGCAUUGGGCAUGGUGGAGGAAGCAUUCCGUUGUUUUUGGCGAGUAAAAUCCAAGGUGCUGAAGUGCACAUAGCUGAAAUCGACCCUGUGGUAAUCUCAGCCUCAGUCCAAGCAAUGGGGUUCCCAUCGUACUCAAUUAUGACCCCAAAUGGUAGUCGUGCAUACUCAACUCCUGAUCCUAUUGAAGAAGUUCUAUGGAAAGGCAUUCAUGAGAGGAUUCAAUUACACAAGUCAGAUGCUGAGAAGUUCCUCCUCGAGAACAAGAAUCUUUACGAUCUUGUUUUCAUCGAUGCAUAUGACGGGGAAGACAUCUUUCCUCACGCGCUAUGGGAUACAGAUUCUCCAUUCCUCAAUGCUCUCGCUGACCAACUUCACCCUGAGCAUGGAACCAUUGUCGUAAACCUUCACUCAGAUGUAGACUUCAGGGAUGCUGAUUUCAAUCCGCCUGGUUCUCACCUUUUGCCAAUGGGGAAGUAUAUUUCGAAAGUGUGCAGAUCAUAUAAAGAAGUUCUGUUGGGGAGUAAUAAGAGUUCCUAUAAUGGUCUGGCUUAUGUAGUUUCUGUGCCUUGGGUUUGUAAUACAUCACUUGUUGUGUGUAGAGGUUUAGGGAAAUCUAGUAGGGAUAUGGUCAUGAAGACUAUCAUGUCUAGAGCUCGAGUUGUUGAGAAUAUUCUUGACUUGCCAUUUUCUUGUAUGCAAUAUCUGAAACGAGGUUUUACUUUGGUGAAUUAAUGUGAAUUUAUCUUGA
Messenger RNA from Capsicum annuum, 1543 nucleotides. RefSeq lists its product as uncharacterized. Lineage: Eukaryota; Viridiplantae; Streptophyta; Magnoliopsida; Solanales; Solanaceae. The transcript has 4 exons. The record is from RefSeq and is a predicted model, not a curated record. The coding region runs from base 259 to 1527 and encodes 422 amino acids.